Molecule: messenger RNA, 1187 nt
Organism: Morone saxatilis (striped sea-bass)
Lineage: Eukaryota; Metazoa; Chordata; Actinopteri; Moronidae
Gene: mcee
Product: methylmalonyl CoA epimerase
Exons: 3
Coding region: 89-610 (173 amino acids)
Biological process (GO): L-methylmalonyl-CoA metabolic process
Cellular component (GO): mitochondrion
Molecular function (GO): methylmalonyl-CoA epimerase activity
Source: RefSeq, a predicted model, not a curated record
CCCCCACAUGUGUAGCUGGCGGUGUCGCAGGUAAACAGGCUCUCCGAGAAACUCUUCCGCUGCUUGUGUUUGGUUCCGAGACACAAACAUGGCGUCCGCGGUGCUGAAGGUUGCAGUGGCAGGUCUUUCCAGAUGUUCUCGUAUCGCACUCAUGAGGGCACAUUCAACCACAGCAUCCCUCCAUCAGGGCGUUCCUGGGUCGCUGUGGAAGCUGGGGAGGCUGAACCACAUUGCCAUUGCCGUCCCUGACAUGGAGAAGGCCACGGCUCUGUAUCGGGACGUGCUGGGGGCCACAGUGAGCGACAAGGUGCCCCUGCCCGAGCACGGCGUCUACACAGUGUUUGUGGAGCUUGGCAACACUAAGCUGGAGCUGCUCCAUCCUCUGGGGGAGAAGAGCCCUAUCGCCGGCUUCUUACAGAAGAACAAGUCUGGAGGGAUGCACCACAUUUGUAUUGAGGUAGAUGACAUUAACGCUGCAAUAGUCGACCUGAAAACGAAGAACAUCAGAACUCUGUCAGCAGAGCCUCGAAUAGGUGCUCACGGGAAACCAGUGAUGUUUCUCCACCCUAAAGACUGUGACGGUGUGCUGGUGGAGCUUGAGGAAGCGUGAACAGCUCAGUCAAAGACAAAGAUUGUGGGAGCCGUUAAUUCACAUUUAUAUAUUCCACAGUCAAUGUGAUGAUCACUGGGAUAACAAAGGUUGAUUUUGUAAUAUUAGUACUUAGGUUUUGAUCCUGUCAUUUCAGAAAGGUGCCUCAAAGUUGUUCUUCCAGGUCUGUUUCAGUUCUGUUCUUUACUAUCCUGCUUUGUUUGGAAUAAAUUAAGGUGUGACGUGUAUAUUUACAGAUAUUAUAUUAUACAUGAUCUACAACUCGGGCAGUUUUCAUUUCACUACAUUGAUGCAGAUUCCAAAAUGAAAAGGGCUGAACUGAAUUACACAACGACAUUUUCUUAUUUUAAUCAUGCAGUUGUAACUUGUAUAGGUCAAGUUUUCAAAUAGGAUGGCACACUUUUUUCAACAAAGGUAUAAAAAAAUAAAAUAUUAGACACUUUUUUUAGGUGAAACCUGAGUAGGAAACAGUAAAAUUGGCCAGAAAACUUAAAUCAUCCGUGUGUGAUACAGAUGACAUUCACUUAAUGUUUUCCUUGGUAUGCACACUGUUUAUAAAAACAAUUUUUUUCCUGUA